CAGCCAUGGAGGAAGCAUCGGCGUCCUCCGCGGCCCCCGGCCCGGAGGUGGCGCCCUCGGGUCCACCCCCGGCGCCCUCACCGCUCUCCGGAGGCUAUCUGCUGAUCAUCCUGGGCGAGCCCCACUGCGACGAGCACAAGGACAUCAUCCUGCAGCGCCUUGCUAAAGGAUUCUUAUCAUGGGACACGGACGUGUGCCACGUCGACUUAGAAAAGGAGCUAAUUCAUCUAGCUGCGCAAAAACCUGACGGAGAAGAGUCGAAGAAUGGGGAGCGACUAAUUCAGUUUGCUUCCGAGAGCCUAGUGACUGAAGUUUUGAUUCAACCACAGACAACCACAUUAAUACAAUGUGCCAGGAAUUUGUUGUCAAGUUUCACAAGGCACAGGCACAUCAUUCACGCCGGGUAUACAUUUGCUGGAAAUGGUUCCUGGGCACUUCAAGACGGAACCUUUUCGCUUUUGGAUUUUUUGGAUGCUUUGCGAGAGCCCGAGCCGCAGAGGGUUAUCAGAGCUUACGAAAACAACGUUUCUAUCGACAUACAGUGCUCAGCUGAGGGCGAAUGGAGCACUGCCAAAAUCUCCAAAGAACCUGGAACCAAGGGUUGCAUAGUUAGGGUUAACCCUGACGAUAAGAUGACCGCAGGAAGCCCAGGCAUAACCCAGUUUGUUGAGUACAUCUCAAAAUUUUUGACUCCAGCCGGCAUAGAAGAGUUGCUUGAGCCUUCAGACGUGGUUGGGAACAUCCGAUUCAGUCACCCAACCCUCUACGUCUUUCCCGGAGGACAAGGUGACGCUGCCCUUUUCGGCAUCAAUGGCUUCAACAUGCUGGUGGACGGCGGAUACAGCCGAAAAUCGUGCUUUUGGGAUUUCACAAGGCACCUCGAUAGACUAGACGCUGUGAUGGUCACAAGAAUUAACAACAGCAAUAUUGGAGGAAUCGCCUCCGUGUUAAAAAGGAAAACUCUUGGAUACGUAUAUCCCCAAAUCGGGCACUUCUUUUGCAACAUGCUGGAGCGCAGGUCGCUUCCCUCGCCCGACGGUGAUAAAGACAGAGAUCCUCUUCUGCUUGAUCUGCUUGAAGAGGGGCAUUCGCUCAUCUCAAACCUUCGCACGCUUGAAUUAAAGCCACACCCCUGCUACAGGGAAUCUGUGAUUGAUCCAAUUAAUUUGUACCACAAAGUUGGUCACGGGAAAUUGGAUAUGUAUGUACUAAGCCCUGCUAAAGACUCAAAAGAAGUCAAAGAGUUCCUUGCUAAAUGGUCAACUAACGACCAAAAAUUAUUUACAUCGAGAACUUCAAAGCUGGAUUUUCAAUUUCCACUUUACAAUCAAACUUCCAUCUGCGCACUUUUGGUGUGGCAGCCUGCAAAUCCGACUGACACGAUCACUAGGAUUUUGUUUCCUGGAAGUACACCACAACACAAAAUUUUUGAGGGCUUAGAAAAAAUCAAGCAUUUAGAAUUUUUGAAGUAUCCGACGUGCACAGCAAAGUCAAUGGCAGUAACAACAACAAAAACCAAAUCCAAAAUCUUGGAAAAACCAGUAAUUGAAAGCAAAUCCAGAAAAAUUUUGCAGCAAAUUGAAAAGCCAAUUCCUGCGGAAUCAAAAUCAAAGCAACUUGAAGCAGAAAAAAAUAUUAAAAAUCACUUGGCCGCACAGAAGUCAGACAAAAGGUCAGUGGGAAAAUCUGAAGACAAAAAAGACUCGCCACCGACUCCAAAGAAAACAGCAGAAGGAAAGCCAAGAGUGGAAAAAAUAAAGAGGGCAAAAUCACCGACACCUACUCCUGCAAAGAGCGACAAAGAAGCCAAUAACAGAAAGGUACUUGAAUCAAAAAUAGAAAGAACUAAAGCACCGGCAGUCAAAUCGGCAUCAAAACGUGAUCCACCAAAGGAAGUAAAAACUGUUGCUGAAAAGAAAGCUCCGAUCAAAAAAAUUAAGCCACCUACUGCAGCAAAACCUUCACCACCUGUUUCACCCAAGAAGCAACUGAAACCAAAAUCUAGUCCAAAAAAGAUUAUUAAGAAAGAUGUGAAAACCAGUGUUAAGAAAAUUGAAAGAGUAAAAACCAAGGAAUCAAACACAUCUGCUGUGUCUGAGAAACCGACAGAGACGAAGGUUUCAAAAGAAGUAGUUGCAACACACCACGUUGAAAUUGAGGCAGCUGAUGACGUUCUCACAGCAACAAUUGUCAAAGAUUCUGAGGCUAUAGAUGAUGCCCAAGCGGAGACUGCAGAGACUGAAGUCCCCAGCGGUCUAGAGAGUCAAGCAGAAGAUGUGACUGAGGAAGAUAUUUUGUCUGAGAAGCAGGGUGAUGCAGAAGAAAAAGUUUCAGAGACUGAUGGAGACGUUGAUACUCAAAUAGACGAAGAAUUAAUUACAGACGACGGGGAGAAUAAACAUAUCCGAGAUGAGGAGGAAUCUGAAAAGGAGAGAGCUAAGAAGGACGCUGAAACAGCUGAGACAGACAAAAACGAAUAUGAUAAUGUCGAGGAAAGUACAGAAAAAGAAGAGAAACCAGAGGAAGAGAUUGAAGUUGAGGUAGAGGCGCAGAUUGAGGUACAUGAAGAAAUACAAGCCACACCUGAGGAUCAAAGUGCGGACGAGGAAAAGGAGACAGAGGUUGAGGAAGUGAUCGAAAUUGAGGAAGAAAAGAGCAAUGAACUAGGAAUGGAACCGAAAGCAGAAGAGAAAGUUCAUAAAACUGAAGAUACCAAGACAAAUGCAGCAGAAGCUGCUUCUGCAGAAGAAAAGCCAAUGCAAAUCGAUGAAGAUGAGCAAAUUCAAAACAAAGAAAUUGUGUCGGAAAGCAUCGCCAAUGCUGUGGAGCAGCUUGAUGCACAGCAAGUUAUUCUAGAUACGAAGGAGAGCGAACUGAAAGAAGUUCCAGGCAUUGAGGUCUCCAAAGUGACUGCGACGUACGGUACCGAGAACGCAGAUGAAGCAGUAACCGACCAAGAAGUCGGAGAUUCUGAAAUUUUGGGCAAUGAAACUGAACAAAAAGUUAGCAGCGAUGUUUUAGAAGAAAAUGUGGAUUUCCCAGAUGAAGGAAAAAAAGACCUGACUUUUGUUGAAACUGGAAAAAAAUCAUCCCCACCAGACGACGUGUCUGUGGAAAAACAAACACAACCUGAAAACAUAGAUCAUUCGGAACCAGCGGAAGAAACAACAUCUGAUAAAAAGGAUUAUGCAGAAGAACUGUGCAAUGUAGUUCAAACUUUUGAAAUACAGGCAAAUUCCGAAAAUAUCGAACGCGAGGGAAAUAAAAUAAGCGAGGAAACAAAACAAAAAAUUGAAGGAGAGGUGAAGGAAAUAAUUACGUCAGCGCAAUCAAAGAUAGCAGAGGAUGAUGCCGUUAUGGACAAAAUGAACGAUUCCGACAUUCAUCAAUCUAGUCCAGACAAAGAUGUUAUUGCAUUAGAUGGUCAAGCUGACACAUCAACUGAUAAACAAAAAGAAGAAUCUCCUCAGGAGGACAAAAAAGAAAUUAAACCUGAGGAGGGGACGACAACAAAAAGCCAUCCCGAUGAAAAGCUAUCUGCAAUGGAAACUUCAGCAACCACAGCUCCGUCUAUGCCAGAAGAUGAGAAAAUAGAUGAUAAAAUUAUUUUAGACGAGAUUAAAGAGGAGAAGUUGGAAAUAGAGAGAGCUGAAAUCGCCGACCAAAAAGAAAUUGCAGCUCCAAUCAUUGAGCCACUAAAAGCAAUAAAACUAGAACAAGCACAAUUGCAGCAUCACAGGGAUCUUGUUAAAACUCCAGACGAGGUUGCUGAUUUGCCCAUGCACGAGGAGGUUGACGCUUUGAUGUACGAGAGCGUGGACGAUAAGAAAUUGGUCCAGGAAGAGAAUAAAACGGUGCAAAAUGUGGAUGCUUCUCCAAAAAUAAGUCCAGAGUUAAUUGAAGAAGUUCAGAUCAAAAAAACCGAUAUGGGCAACUUGCCACAAACAGAUAUUGCUGGCAAAUCUGUUGAGUGUGUUGACAAAACACUGAGGGGAGAGUCUGGAGAAGGUGACGGAGAAGAAGAAACUUUGGAUUUAGAUGUUAAAAAAGAAAUAAUUGGGGAAAAAGAAAUGCAAAAGUCAUGUCUUGACGAGAAGGAGGUUGAUACUUCUUUGGAAGAAACAAAAGAUAAACUUAAAACCUCCGAGGAGCAGACAGAGGAAUGUCGACCAACAGAAUUAGCAAUUAAGGAAGAAGUUGACGCUGUACCUGUCGGUGAAUACCACAAAAUUGAUGAGGGAAUUGUAGAAGAUGAAAAGAAGGAUGCAGAGAAAAAAGCUUCAAUUGAAAUGGAAAAAACUAGUGGUGUCGUAAAGGGAAGCGAAUUGCCUUUCCAAACUGUUGAUGAAUGUGCUGUUGAUGCCUCAGUAAGUGCCCAAAUCGGAAUUGAAAUGAGUGAAUUCGAAAAAGUUAUAGAUGAGGAGUAUGGAAUUAAAAUAGAACAGGAUUUUCAAGAAAAAAAGCCCGCCGUGCUCAAAGAAGCUUUUCACGCUGAUGAAAAAGAGAAAGAAUCACCAAAAAGUGACAAAGAGGACAGCUCCAACAAUGAAAAAAGAGACGAGAUGGAACAGGGAAAAAAUAUAGACGAGGAGUCAAGAAAUAGAGACGCGUUUAUAGCGGACAUAGAUGAAAUUGGUUCAGAAGCUGUUGGACGACGGCUAUCACAAAGUGCGGAAGUAACGUCUACACAGGAAAAGCAUGUUCUAAAUGAUUGUGGUGAAAUUAAAAAGACCGUAGAUGAGACAAAAGGAAUUGAAGAAGAAAUAUCAUCAAAACCUGAAUUAGCAUCUCCAAGCAGGUCACCAGGUGUUGAUGCAAUUUCUGAUCAACACACAAGUCUUCCGCAAUCACCACAACCUGAAAUCAUUCAUGAGAGGGAUGAAAAGACACCAUCACCAGUUAAAGCUGCAUCCCCUUGUCUUGAGACAAAAGAGCCAUCAGAUACGCCAACAACAAUAGUACCCAAUAUUGAUUUUGAAAAAUCUAGGACAUCUUCCCCAAAAUUGACCGCUUCACGGCCUCAAUCAGCAGAACCAGAGUCUAAAGAGCUUUUGAGCUCGCAGGUAACAGACCCACCUAAGCAAGCCAGUAAGGAAAGCUCUCGGCCAGAGUCCACAGAGCCUUCGUUUGAUCCCACAGGACACACAGAGAGCGUAAAAGCAAGUAGCAUUAAUGACUUUACCAUUGAGCAAGCUACAAAAUUGGACUCAGCUACGCCACAACUAGAGACUACAACUGACUCGGUGAUUUCAGUAAAACCGAACAAAAUUGAUGACCAUGAUUCGUCACAGCCUACUGGAGGUGCGAUCGAGCCGGAAAGGGCUGAAUCUGUAGAGCUUUUAAAAAGUUCUAAUGAGCAAUCACGACCUGAAUCUUCCGAGCCAGCAAAAAUUGAACAGAGUAAUAUAGGCGUAGAAGCCUCAGAUCAUAAGAGUAUUGAAAGAACACAUCCUUCAAGACCUGGAUCUACUGAUUUACAAAAUGCAGCGGUUGUUCAAAAAGAAGAGUCGCGGCCUCCAUCAAAGGAGCCCAUCGAAGACAAUAUUAAUGAAUCAUCGUUAACGAAAUCUCCAGCCCCCGUGUUGGUGCAGCUGAAAGAUGGGUCCCGAUCGGAAUCACCUCAGUCUCUAAUGCUUUCUGGGGAACAAAAGAAAUCAGAUUCAGUGGUUUCAAAAGACACAUCACGACCUGAGUCAGCAGCAGAGCCUGCAAUCAAAGAGGUGACUCAAGGAGAAAAAGCCCUAAAAUCAGAUGAGCAUUCAAGACCACAAACAGCAGAGGGGGAAAGAAUUGACACUAAAAAGUCUAGUCCUGACCCGCAAGAAGCAGACGAUAUCAUAAAGGAAAUUUUAGAUUCUGAAGUAAAAUUAGCAUUAUUGACAGAAAAGAUUCACGAUGAAAAACUACUUCCCGAUGGAACAAUUUUAGAUGAUAGAAUUAAAGAAUUGGCAAAGUCGCCGUCUCCUGAACCAGAGUUAAGGGACAUUGAGUUUGCGAAAGAUGAAAAAUCGCCAUCACCAGCACCAUCAAUUAGUGAAGCAAAAGCAUUGCUAAACGGAAAGCCACUUUCUGGAUCGCCUUCACCGGUUCCACCUGUGGAUACAGUUGAAAAGUUGCUAUUAGAAGAUGUGCCUACUGAAGAUGACAUUAAAAAAGAAAUCAAAGAGACUUCCGAUACAGAAGUUAAGCAAGAUCACCAUGAUUUAAAGCUUUCUCAAGUUGAAGAAAAAGUAAUUACAAGCAUUGAAAAUUUUUCAAAGGAGAAAUCUGUAUCACCAGAAACCUUAUUAAAACAAUCGAUUCCGGUCAACGAAGAAGUAAAAAGCCCUGCUGUACAGGAAGUGAAAGAAGUGGAGAAAACAGAUGGCCCCGAGGCUGAAAAAGAGGCCGCAUAUAAGUCCAAAUCUCCAUCACCUCAACCAUCAUCACCAGGGACUACCUUAAUAGAUGUUGAGUCUGGAACGCCAGUUUCCAAACAAUCAGUCAGUGUAGAUGAGGAAAUGGAUACCCAACCCUCAACAUUGCCUUGUAGACAGACAGAGUUGGAAAAAGACGCUCCAUCUGAUCGCACUGAUACUGAUGCCACAGUGAUAGGAAAAUCGUCUCCAGAGCAAAUUGAUGUAAAUAAAUCUUCACUAUUGGAUGAGACAAGUGGAAAGUCAAAUGUGCCAAGUCCUACACUUUCACCAUCUCCAUCUGUCAAUGCAGAACCAAAGCCUUGUUCACCAGAAUUGAAAGAGGAGUCAAAGUCACCAUCUCUUCAGGAUGAGAAGUCUCCAUCACCAGUUCCAUCUCUUAAAGAGGAGCAAACGUCUCAAUCGCCUGCUCCAUCUCUUAAAGAAGAGACGAAAUCUCCCUCACCAUCUUCCAAAGCAGAUUCAAAGUCACCUUCACCAGCUCCACCCAUGAAAGACGAGCCAAUUUCUCCCUCAAAAGCACCACUACUUAUAGAAGAGGUAAGAUCUUCAUCAACAUCUCACAAAGAGGAGCCCAAGUCUCCUUCACCAGCUCCAUCUCUAAAGGAGGAGUUUCAUUCUCCCUCACCAGCUCCAUCCCUGAAAGAGGAUGUGCAAAAGUCUCCCUCACCAGCUCCAUCUCUGAAGGAGGAGGUUCAAAAGUCUCCCUCACCAGCUCCAUCAUUGAAGGACGAGUUGCUGAAGUCUCCUUCACCUACUCCAUCUUCAAAGGAGGAGGUGCAAAAGUCUCCCUCACCAGCUCCAUCUCUGAAGGAGGAGGUUCAAAAGUCUCCCUCACCAGCUCCAUCUCUGAAGGAAGAGGUGCCAAAGUCUCCCUCACCAGCUCCAUCUCUGAAGGAUGAGCUGCAAAAGUCUCCCUCACCAGCUCCAUCUCUGAAGGAGGAGGUGCAAAAGUCUCCUUCGCCAGCUCCAUCUCUGAAGGAGGAGGUUCAAAAGUCUCCCUCACCAGCUCCAUCAUUGAAGGAUGAGCUGCAAAAGUCUCCCUCACCAGCUCCAUCUCUGAAGGAGGAGGUGCAAAAGUCUCCUUCGCCAGCUCCAUCUCUGAAGGAGGAGGUGCAAAAGUCUCCUUCGCCAGCUCCAUCUCUGAAGGAUGAGCUGCAAAAAUCUCCCUCACCAACUCCAUCAUUGAAGGACGAGUUGCUGAAGUCUCCUUCACCUACUCCAUCUUCAAAGGAGGAGGUGCAAAAGUCUCCCUCACCAGCUUUAUCUCUGAAGGAGGUGCAAACGUCUCCCUCACCAGCUCCAUCUGAGAAGGAUGAGGUGCAAAAGUCUCCCUCACCAGCUCCAUCUCUGAAGGAGGAGGUGCCAAAGUCUCCCUCACCAGCUCCAUCUCUGAAGGAGGAGGUUCAAAAGUCUCCCUCACCAGCUCCAUCUCUGAAGGAUGAGCUGCAAAAGUCUCCCUCUCCAGCUCCAUCUCAGAAGGAGGAGAUGCAAAAAUCUCCCUCACCAGCUCCAUCUCUGAUGGAUGAGGUGCAAAAGUCUCCCUCACUAGCUCCAUCAUUGAAGGAGGAGAUGCAAAAGUCUACCAUGCCAGCUCCAUCCUCGAAGGAGGAGGUACAAAAGUCUCCAGUUCCAUCCUCAAAAGAGGAGGUGCAAAAGUCUCCCUCACCAACUCUAUCUCUCAAGGAGGAGCCAAAAUCUCCCUCACCAGCUCGAAUUUCGAAGGAGGAGAUGCAAAAGUCUCCCUCUCCAGCUUCAUCUCUGAAGGAAGAGGAGACAAAGUCUCCCUCACCAGCUCCAUCCUCGAAGGAGGAGGUGCCAAAGUCUCCUUCACCAGCUUCAUCUCUGAAGGAGGAGGAGGUGCAAAAGUCUCCCUCACCAGUUCCAUCCUCAAAAGAGGAGGUGCAGUCUCCCUCACCAGUUCCAUCCUCAAAAGAGGAGGUGCAAAAGUCUCCCUCACCAGUUUCAUCCUCAAAAGAGGAGGUGCAAAAGUCUCCCUCACCUGCUCCAUCACUAAAAGGCGAGGAGCAAAAAUCUCCUUCGCCAGUUCCGUCUUUAAAAGAAUCCCCCUCACCAAUUCCAGGCAAGGUUUCAAUUGAGUCAUUGGAACAAUAUAAAACUGAAGGUCAAGUAAAGGUAUCAGAUAAAUCGAUAGAAAUUCAAAAUCAAAGUAAAACCCCCGCCGCUUUGCAAAGCGCAGAAAAAACACCUUCGCCGUCUGAGGUAUCUGAUCCAAUCACAGCGAGUUACAUUGAAAUUAUUAAUAAAUUGCAAAAAGACUCGUCUGAAAGUGGAGUAUCUAAACCCACCAUUGCACAAAUUGAAGACCCUAUGACAAGGUCUACAUUAUUUGAUGAAGAAAUUGACUCUAACGAAGUACCUGAUUUUGCAUCAAGCUCAGUGGGGUCGGAUAACCUAGUGGGCCUUACAGAUCAAGAUAAAGCCACCAAAAAAAGUCACCACCGGCUCAUGUUGACGGCAAGCAGCGAGGACGGAGGGGGCGAAACUGAAUUUGACACCGCCCCAUUGCUUUUAAAAGAAAAGGAAGAAAAAUCUUCGACAGAUUCUAGCUUGCAAGAGAAAGCAGCAAUUUCACGUAGUCCUGUCCUUAGCACUGAGAAAACUGUCACAUCAACCGGGGUAACAGUGGACAAAUUCUCAGCACCAGAACCCACACAGGUAGAAAGGGAGAAUCAAAUUGAACUCGACCAUUCCACUAUCUUUGUGGCAGCGAAAGGCGAUAUUGACAGUGUUAUAAGCUCAAGUAAAAUUCAUGAAUCUGAUUCAUUUGGAAUUGCAGAACGCGUUUCAUCACCUGCAUAUGACAGUGAUCACGAUAAUGUUCCUCCAUCUCCUCACAGCGAUAUCAGUAGUGGUCAGAUGUCUCGAGAUCCUCAUGUUUGGGACGACAACAGGUCGUCGUCUCGUCAGAGCGAGAUAAGCGACAAAGACAUUGCCUCACCGCCGUUUACAUCAUCCAAGCUGAAAUUCGAAGUGGUACCAUCGUCUGUGAUGACAGGCUCCUUCUACGGAGGUUUGCCAGGAGACGAGGAUUUUGCGCCGACUGAAGCUGUAGCCAAAGACGUCAAAGACACAAAGAAUCAAAUUGCAAAGAUGGGUGAUAUCGCAGCCGCCACGGCAGGAGCUGUCGCAGAAACUUUGCCAGCAGCCGGCCCUUCAGUAGUCUCAGCGGUUAAACUGGACGAAAAGUCAGCUGCUGCUCAGAAGGACAAGGACCCAAUCGAAAGUUGGGGUAAACCACUUGGUCUCCCGUCUCCCGCGCCUCCCGCUACAAAUGACACAAUUGGGAGCCAGCACGGUACUCCCAAAAAAGAAAAGCCCAUUUCAGCAUCAAAGAGAGUCAUUGAUAGGUCAAAGGCGAAAUCUAACAAGGACGCGGUUGGCAAAAAUAAAAUUCCUACUAGCCCUAUGUACUUCGAUCUUACGUAUGUGCCGCACCAUGGAAACUCGAAUUACUCGCAAGUAGAGUUCUUCAAAAACGUGCGAGCCAGGUACUACGUUUUCAGCGGCAUCGAGCCGAGCAAGGAAGUUUACGACGCACUCUUGGAAGGGAAACAGUCGUGGGAUGAAAAAGACUUAGAAGUGACCAUCAUCCCAACGUACGACACAGAUACACUUGGCCAAUGGGUGGCCGAGAACGAAGAAAGCAUAGCCCUCAACAAGAUCGACCUUUCACCUUCAGCCAGUAGAUGCACCAUUAACCUUCAGGAUCAUGAGACGAGCUGUUCAGCUUACCGCCUUGAGUUUUAAUCGUAUGUUGCGCCACACUCGGGUCAAACUUAACCUUAGGGCAAGUCGUCACUACAUAUUAGUGUCCCCAUCACACUUUAAUGUUCGUAAGAUGCCUAACACAGUAAUAAUUCAUUCACAAAGUUUUUCAAAAAAGUAAAAUUGGAAUAAAGCACCUUGCUUUGUAAGGAAUUUCGAAAUCGAUAGAAAAAGCCUGCUGCCUAUAACGAGAGAAUAUUUGCGUUUAGUGCGGUGGAAGGGAUUAUUUUUCGAGAAUGCUG
Molecule: messenger RNA, 10447 nt
Organism: Neocloeon triangulifer
Lineage: Eukaryota; Metazoa; Arthropoda; Insecta; Ephemeroptera; Baetidae
Gene: futsch
Product: microtubule-associated protein futsch
Exons: 7
Coding region: 6-10187 (3393 amino acids)
Biological process (GO): dendrite development; axonogenesis; microtubule cytoskeleton organization
Cellular component (GO): microtubule associated complex; neuronal cell body; cytosol
Molecular function (GO): actin binding; microtubule binding
Source: RefSeq, a predicted model, not a curated record